GGUCAGGUUUACGAAAACAGUGGUACCUGCGGCUCCAUGUGAGUCUCUGCUGUAAAGAUAUUUCAUUUGUUAUUUACAUGAAGUAAAACCAUCGAGAGGAUGAAGGAGACUCCUCUGUCCAACUGUGAGCGGGACUUUCUGCUAAAAGCCAUCGAGGAGAAGAAGCGUCUGGAUGGACGACAGACCUACGACUACAGGAAAAUAAAGAUCAAGUUUGGCACAGACUAUGGAUGCUGCUUUGUGGAUCUGGGGUUAACCAGGGUCAUGGCUCAGGUGUCCGGGGAACUGGUGGCUCCAAAAGAAAGUCGACCAAAUGAGGGAAUCAUGUUCUUCAACAUUGAGCUGUCGCCAAUGGCCGCACCAACGUUUGAACAGGGCAGACAGUCUGAGUUAUCAGUGAAGCUCAACAGACAGCUGGAGAGAUGCUUGAGGAACUCCAAGUGCAUUGAUACAGAGUCCCUUUGUGUGGUAUCUGGAGAGAAGGUGUGGCAGAUCAGAGUGGACGUACACAUGUUGAAUCACGAUGGGAACCUGAUGGAUGCUGCCAGCAUUGCCGCUAUUACAGCUCUGUGCCAUUUCAGACGCCCCGAUGUCAGCAUCCAGGGAGAUGAAGUCACAGUGUACAGUCCAGAGGAGAGAGACCCUAUUCCCCUGAGUAUCUACCACAUGCCCAUCAGUGUCAGCUUCUCUUUCUUCCAGCAAGGGACGUAUCUGCUGGUGGACCCCUGUGAGCGGGAGGAGCGGGUGAUGGACGGUCUGCUGAUGAUCGCCAUGAACAAACACAGAGAAAUCUGCUCCAUCCAGUCGAGCGGUGGCAUCAUGCUGCUGAAGGAACAGGUUAUGAGAUGCAGUAAAAUUGCCAGCGUCAAAGUGUCUGAAAUCACAGAACUAGUUGUCAAAGCCCUGGAAAAUGACAAGAAAGCCAGGAAGGCGGGCGAAAAGUGUGGCUUUGCAGAAUCUCUUCCUCAGGAGCGAAUCACAGCUCUGAAAGUGGGCAAGACUCCAGUGGAGGUGAUGGAUGUGACCGAACAAGCCAAUGACAUCGUCCAGAAAGCUGAGGUCUCGCCUCAGACAGUACCAUCUCCACUGGUGCCUGUCCCUGGUGUCGGGCAGGUGGGGCAGGGGCAGCAGACCACCUGGGGCCUAGAGGAAGAAGAAGAGGAGGAGGAAGAGGUAGACCAAGAGGAAGAGGAGGAAAGUGACGACAGCACUGAACAGGACAAGAAAGUAACAAAGAUGGAAGAGGAAGACAGCAGAGGAGAUGUUGUUGAAAUAUCAGACAGUGAAGAGGAGGAAGUGGUCAUUCUUCACCCAGAGACUGCUGACAAGGCUCUCAAAAACACAGGAUCCAGUUUGCACCAGAAGGGGGCAGCACCUUCCAAGCAAAAACGGAAAAAAUGAUCGCUUGAAUGCCAUUUGCGUUCACUGCAGUCAGAGGAUGUUGCAGCAGUGCCAGACAUGACCGCAGCUCUUCAUGGAUUGAAAUUAUGUCUCAUGUCAUUUAGAAAAGGAAAAUGAACACUGGAAUCUCAACAUCAGACCCUUAACUUUACAAAUGAUUUCCUGAUGUUUCUUUUUCAACAUUGUAAAAGGUUAAACUUUUAUAAAGGUGUGAUUUCAAAAAUAUUACGGAAUUUAAUGGAAUUAUGCAUAGAUAAUCCUUGUUUUAUCUUGUGAAAACAAUGCUACGGAGCAGAUUAAAAGGCAAAAUACAAAUA
Molecule: messenger RNA, 1718 nt
Organism: Solea solea (common sole)
Lineage: Eukaryota; Metazoa; Chordata; Actinopteri; Pleuronectiformes; Soleidae
Gene: exosc9
Product: exosome component 9
Exons: 12
Coding region: 100-1401 (433 amino acids)
Biological process (GO): nuclear mRNA surveillance; U4 snRNA 3'-end processing; nuclear polyadenylation-dependent mRNA catabolic process
Cellular component (GO): cytoplasmic exosome (RNase complex); nuclear exosome (RNase complex)
Source: RefSeq, a predicted model, not a curated record